AUCAUGGGAAUCGAAGGCGUUUGGUCGGCGUGCAUGGCGCGAUCUGAUCACGAAGGCAGUUGCCGAGGUGCAGGAGAAAAACCUCAUACAUGCAGAGAAGAAGCGGCAAGUGCAGAAGCGCCAAGCACCGAUGGGUUGUUCUCCAUGGACAUCAAGCGCAUGGUGCUGUAGCACAUGCGGUCGCGAGUGCCUGAGUCAGUCAGGCUUAGUGAGCCAUGAGCGAGGCCACUCGAGACUACUACCGAAUCGACGACGGUUCCUGCAGAGAACGUAGGCAGAACCAGCGCAGCGUUUGUAGGUACGUUGCAUUCGAUUUACUAACCGCGUGCUUGCAUGCUAAGUCUAUUUAUUUCAGGUGAUGGGUUUUCAGUUUUGUCCUAAUGCCUUUCUUUCUCAUAUAAUUAUCUGGUGAGCCAUGAGCGAGGCCACUCGGAACCACUACAGAAGCGACGACGGGUCCUACAGAGAAGUAUUCAGAACCGGCGCAGCGUUCGUAGGUCAUGCCGAGGCGGAUACCUUCUACUGUUUCAAUAACCUAAUGGCGGAAAUACAUCUGAACUUCAUACGGAAGCUCGAUAAUGGUCGCUUGCCGAGUAUUGGUGGACAGCUACGGCUAUUGAUGGACCUACUGGCACAGUUUGAUAUGCCGCUUUUUGAACACCUUAGGAAGAUUGGCCUGGAGACCGAACAUUAUGCAUUUCGAUGGUUCAGUCUGUUGCUGGCACGAGAAUUUAAUCUUCCAGAAGUGCUUCGUCUUUGGGAUACUCUGUUCUCAGAUGAGCAUCGGUUUUCCUUGCUGCCUUUCAUGUGCUGCUCCAUGCUGAUGUUGAUUCGCGAUCAACUUCUUUCAGCUGAUUUUCCUACCGCGGUGAAUCUAGUCCAGUUCUCAGCCCACAGAUGAAGUACUACAGACGUUUUGUUAUCAAUAUCCAUGUCGAUUUACUUAUCGGUGAAGACCGUUGAUCUGCUCAUACUGCGCUGUUUGCUCAACUGCGUUCAACCUGUGUGUCCUAACACAACUAGACCGGCAGAAUGCACUUGAACUCAGCAGGCGACUCCAGAAGUGAUCAUCCCCACGGAAG
Dicrocoelium dendriticum is the source of this 1082-nucleotide messenger RNA. The record is from the annotation of a GenBank genome assembly. Lineage: Eukaryota; Metazoa; Platyhelminthes; Trematoda; Plagiorchiida; Dicrocoeliidae.